This is a messenger RNA of Fomitiporia mediterranea MF3/22, 1086 nucleotides long. RefSeq lists its product as uncharacterized. NCBI's taxonomy places the organism in Eukaryota, Fungi, Basidiomycota, Agaricomycetes, Hymenochaetales, Hymenochaetaceae. Gene Ontology annotation, molecular function: RNA binding. The transcript has 4 exons. Bases 17 to 907 code for a protein of 296 amino acids. The record is from RefSeq and is a predicted model, not a curated record.
GCCGCACCUCCGCAAAAUGGCUUCACUCCUCGAUCGUAUAGACGUAGCUCAACCAAAUGGCACCGUAGGGCCAGUUCGCAAUCGUGGUACCCGUUCCAGCUCGGUGCCCUACGACAAGUCGGCAAGAUUAGGACGCUCAAAAGCCGACGCAGACGCAGUAUGGAAGCACGACCUUUACACCGGUCCAGGCAAGACUCUCGGUUCACGCAUUUCCGACGACGUAUCGACAACAACAACUGCAAAAGUGAACACGAGCGGCGCAGCUCUUGCUUUGCGUCAAGCUAUCGGACUCGAUUCGCGACGAUCAUCAGGCGCAGACUUGAAUAUAAGGGGAGCGAGUGCAGUCGGCUCGAACGUCGUACAAGUUAAGAACCUUGCAGCAGGAACGACUGCUGCCGAUGUGGAGGCAAUCUUCAAGAAAUGCGGCCCCAUCCUCGAAGCAUACACAUUCGGUUCCUAUACCACCUCCAAAGACAAAGUAACCGUCCGACUAAAAUUCAAAAACUCAGAAGACGCCAAAACCGCAGUAUCAUCAUUCAAUGGCAAGCCCGCAGACGGGAACGUCUUGGCAGUUGACAUCGUCGGUAGUGCAAGUACUGCACUCGGUGGACGACUAUUGGGAGGUAGUGGCGUAGUAGUAGAUGGGACUGUUGAUGUUCUGAUGGACGACGUUGCAGGCAGUUCUUCUUCUGGUGGAUCGAAAAUGCGUUCCGACGAACUUCUAAACGACCCAAGAGCCCAAGUGCUCAUCGUACCUCCCGGUGUCGACCCAGCAGAGUACAAUCAAAGUCAAAGAGGAGGAUCUUGGCGCGGACGUGGUGGACGUGGACGUGGGGGUGGCCGACGACCCGGUCGAGGGUCUGGAAGGCGAAUGCAGCGUACAGGUUCUUCUAUGCUUGUUGACUGAUUGAUGCGUAUUUCUUUAUUUCUUCGUCUGGCCGGCUUUGGCUGUAUACAUGUACGUUCACGUCCUUCGCUAUCUGCACUUUACUGGUAAUCAUUAUGUUUUUAAACCCAUCUGACGUACUUCUUUUUUUUUUGCCCUUUUCUUUUGGGGUUGAUGUACAUGCUAUUAUGCUAUUAUGC